Molecule: messenger RNA, 809 nt
Organism: Andrographis paniculata
Lineage: Eukaryota; Viridiplantae; Streptophyta; Magnoliopsida; Lamiales; Acanthaceae
Exons: 7
Coding region: 67-540 (157 amino acids)
Biological process (GO): vesicle-mediated transport
Cellular component (GO): membrane
Source: RefSeq, a predicted model, not a curated record
UUCGCACAGACAUUAUGGCCAUGGAAAGUUGAUCUGAGACACAGCGAAAGCUGAGAAAAUUAAGCAAUGCAGAGGCUUUUCCAAGGCGAAGAUGAAGAACAGCAAGACUAUCUGCUUGAGGACGCUGAAGUACUCUGUUCGCUCUCCCCUUUGCAGAGAGUUUACGCGUUUGCUGCUUGUUUGCUCGCGGGACUUGUGUGCAUGUUCCUGUCGCUGAUUGUUUUUGCAAACCCUAUCAAAUUCGCGUUGUUGUUUACAUUUGGCAACUUGAUGGCUAUUGGAAGCACAGCUUUCCUGAUUGGGUCAACGCAACAGCUUAGGAUGAUGUUUGAUCCUGUCCGAGUAUAUGCUACCGCAAUUUACAUCGGGUGUGUCAUUGUGGCGCUUGUCUGUGCUCUUCUUAUUCACAGUAAGAUACUUACUCUUAUCGCGAUCAUUUGUGAAAUAUGUGCCCUCUUUUGGUACAGUUUGAGCUAUAUUCCUUUCGCUCGUAGGAUGGUUUCUGACUUGACAGUUCGUCUCUUCGACACUGAAAUCUAGAGAAAGUAGAGCACAAAAGAUUGUCGUUGAAGGCUGAUUGUUUGUAAAUUGUAACAAGAAGGAAUGAGGAGGGGUUGUCUGUUUCGAACAAGCGUGGUAGGUAAUAAGUUAAGGUAAGGUAAAGUUUAGUGGGCAUGGGCAUGUCUCAAUCUUUCAACCACCAAAAUGAUGUAAGAGUGACGGUGACGUCAUGGGUUCAAAUCUUUAAUAUCUUCGAUUUCGUUUGUCAUUGAUGGUUCAUCUAAUAUAAUUGGUUUUUUCAGGCUUAA